Molecule: messenger RNA, 673 nt
Organism: Dipodomys spectabilis (banner-tailed kangaroo rat)
Lineage: Eukaryota; Metazoa; Chordata; Mammalia; Rodentia; Heteromyidae
Gene: Dad1
Product: defender against cell death 1
Exons: 3
Coding region: 78-419 (113 amino acids)
Biological process (GO): protein N-linked glycosylation
Cellular component (GO): oligosaccharyltransferase complex; membrane
Source: RefSeq, a predicted model, not a curated record
GCAAUCGCUCCUACCGUUGUGGCCGACGCGUCUUCAAGGAGUUGUGGAGCGGCGCUCGAAGUCUCCCGUGUGUAGUCAUGUCGGCGUCGGUAGUGUCGGUCAUCUCGCGGUUCUUGGAGGAGUACUUGAGCUCCACUCCGCAGCGGCUGAAGUUGCUGGACGCGUAUCUCCUGUAUAUCCUCCUGACCGGGGCGCUGCAGUUCGGUUACUGUCUCCUCGUGGGGACCUUCCCCUUCAACUCUUUUCUGUCGGGCUUCAUCUCUUGUGUGGGAAGCUUCAUUCUAGCGGUUUGCCUGAGAAUACAGAUCAACCCACAGAACAAAGCCGAUUUCCAAGGCAUUUCCCCAGAGCGAGCCUUUGCUGAUUUUCUCUUUGCCAGCACUAUUCUGCACCUUGUUGUCAUGAACUUCGUUGGCUGAAUUGAUCGCAUGUCAUUAAUGGAGGAGCAGGAGACUGGAAGAAGGUUCACUUUUUGAUGUACCCUGGAUAUGAGUUCUCAAGAUGGCGGCUUGAUGAACAUGUGGAGUCUUCACAUUUGUACCCAUUACCGACUGGUUUGGUAUGCAGGCAAAAAGCCCAGAGAAAGUACCAUUGUAACACAUGUUUACCGGGAGCUCCAUCUUCCCCUAUGUGUAACCUUUUACUUUCCAAAUUAAAAACUCCAUGCUACUUC